Owenia fusiformis is the source of this 1070-nucleotide messenger RNA. NCBI's taxonomy places the organism in Eukaryota, Metazoa, Annelida, Polychaeta, Sabellida, Oweniidae. The record is from the annotation of a GenBank genome assembly.
ACAAAAUCAUCUUUCUAGAACCAUGGCCACGCAAGUUACAGACGGUGUUGUAAAGGAGAUACUGCGUCAGGGAACUGGAAAUGCUCCGCAAAAAGGGCAGACAAUUACUGUCCACUGUACUGGAUCACUGACAACACCACCCAAGAAGUUUUGGAGUACAAAAGAUCCAGGACAACAGCCUUUCAGCUUCCAGGUUGGACUCGGGAAAGUCAUUGCAGGCUGGGACCAAGGCUGUUUGACAAUGAAACAGGGUGAGAUUGCCAAAUUGACAAUAAGAGGAGACAAGGGAUAUGGGACACAGGGCUUCCCAGCCUGGGGAAUUACACCCAAUGCCGAACUCUGCUUUGAAAUUGAGGUUUUGAACAUCCAAUAGAUGGAAGUGCUGGUCUCCACAGUAUGAUGUCACAAUAGACUAUGUUUAUGAGGAAUAAGAGGGAUACAUAUUUAAUAUUAAUGAAUAUUAUAUUGACUUUUCAUAAAAGUCUUUUUUGAUAUAUACAUUUUUGUAUGUAGUGUACUGAUAUAGAGAGGAUGCGUUUUUAAUGGGGCGAUUUAUUGCCCCCUCCAGCUUUAUGAAACAAUAUCUGAAAUUGAAUGGGUUGAAAGAUGAAAGCCCAUGGCUUAAAAAAUCAACACAGAGUUUAUACGUCUUCAUUGCCAUACUGUGUAUUUGCCAUCUAAAUAUUUAUUAUAUAAUGACUUUUAUAAAGUCUCGUUUAAAAGCAUAUUUAAUCCUAGUAGGCUAUUUGUAUCUGUUUUGAUACACUUACUUAGGUGUUCUAAUUCUUUGUUUCCUGUCAUUUUGAGUACAUGAUAUGCCGGUUUUUAAAAAAUGUUCAUUUAUAGUUCACCAUUCUUUACUGCUUAUUGGUCGAUUGAUUGUAAAAGGUUGUUUUUCUGUGUGUGUUUUUCAACUUCUGUGUAAGAGACUUUACGUUGACCUGAUGGGAAACAAAGAAUUUAAAUCCAUUGGCCUAAGUCGAUCAUAUUUGCUUCGUAGCUUUGAAAUCUCAGUUUUAUUGAGACUUAAAAUAUGUCUGUGUAUUUAACCAUUAGGGACUAAUAUUUUC